AUGAGUAAUAAUACCAAACGUGAAUAUUAAGAUGAUGAUGACGAGGAACAUGAUAGCGAUUUAAUGAGCGACUUCUCAGAUGAAGAAAAGCGUCACAAAGACUUAAAGAGCUAAUUUAAAGGCUAAAGGCAAUAAAAGAUCCCUCAAUAAAUUUCAUAACUCAUUAGUGAUGCUAAUUCAAAAUAUGUCUUUUAAAAUCAAAUAGACGAAGCCAUAGAAAUAGCAAAAGAAAUUAUUAGACAAUACCCUAGUUUUACAGAUUCUUAUGAUUUGCUUGGAAACAUUUUUGAAGAAUAAGGUAUGAUGAAAGAAGCUGCUGAAUAUUAAUUCUUGGCUGCUUAUUAGAGUAAUGCAAAUGCGAAAAAAUGGGAGGGUAUCGCUUAGUUAUAUAAAAAGGCAAAAUGUUAUGAUAGUGCUGGCUAUUGCUUUGGGAGAGUUCUUAAAAGCGACACAUUAAAUACAUCUCUUUGGUGUGAGAGAGCUAAGUGCUACGAACAAACAGGUGAACUUAAAAAAGCAAUCAAAUGCUUUGAAAGAGUUAUUAAAAUGGACGAAAAGAAUUUUGAUGCUAUAAAAAAUUGUGCAAAACUCUAUUUGAAACUUGAUAAGAGUGAUGAAAGUAUAAAGCUUCUUAAAACAAUGAUUAAACCAAACGACAUGAAUAAGAAUUAUAAUAUUAUCCACAUGAUAUGUGAAAUAUUUAACAAAAAAUAAUAAUAUAAAGAAUUGUGCGAAUUUUUAGAGGAAUACUGUGAGAUGAAAGAUAAAAACGUUAGAGAAACCAUUUUAGAUGAACUUCCUUUAGCAAUUUUAAUAUUUUAUGCUGUUUCACAUGCAAAACUAUAAAAUAAGGAGGAAUGUGAAUUAGGAUUUAAUUUAAUUUUAAGAAGAGAAAUGGAAGAAAAUGAUGACUUUGUCUCUAUCAUGGAAGAACUUGCAGAAAUGUAUGAAUCUUCAAAGGAAGAAGAAAAAGCUCUCUAAAUUUACAAAAGAUUAAUAUCACUGCCAUUUUUGUAGAUGAAUUAUCAAUAAGUUUGGGAAAAAUAUGGAACAUUAUUACUUAAACUUCACGAAAAUGAAGAAUCAAUCAAAGAAAUCGAAGAAAUAAUUUAAAAAUUUCCAGAUUCAAUUGAUUUAAGAACCGAGUUGUCUUCAGUAUAUUAGAGUCUUGGACGUAACUAGGAUUCCUUAAAAAUUCUUGAAAAUUUACUAAGGGAUGACAUUGAAGAGAACGACUUCGAAACUAGGAAACAAUCGGACGAAAUCAAUUUAGAUAUUAAAGAAGAGGACAUUGACAGAUAUAGCUACACUGCAUCAUAUUAAGAUGAAAAUAAUGAUGAAGAUGAGUACAUCUAUUAAAACGAUGAUGAUGAUGAAGAUGAUGAAAACUAUUAAGACCGAAUUAAAGUUGACAAAAAAAAUAUUUUUGAUAGAUUUUAUUUAGAUAAAUCAGAUCAAAAGAAAACUAAGAAAGAAAUAGGUGUAGAUAAUGAUGACAAUGAAGAUCAAGAUGCAGGUGAUGAUGAUAGCGAUUUUAAUUAUGAAGAAGAGUAGCAUAAAAGAGUUAGUUAGAAAAAAUAAGCUUCUAAAAUUUCAGGAUAAUAUGAUUAAAUGAGAGAAUAAAAUGAAAUUAAGCCUAUGAAAAAGAAAAAACUUAAUAGCAGGGUAGAAAAAAAAAUAAAAAAUUAAAUGGAUGAUGAGAAAGAUGAUGAAAUCUUCUAAAUAAAUAAGUAUUAACAAAAAGAUUUCUUUGAAUAAACUUAAGCCAAAAAGAAUGAAUUAGCUUAACACUACUCAGUCAAGAACAUGUAUCUUGAGUAUAAAAAAGGAUAAAUAAUUUUAGAUACAACGAAGGAGAUUUCGAAGCAUAAACUUGAUAAAUAGUUCUAGACCUUAAAAUAAUCCCUUUAGCUUGAAAAGGAAUAUAAUAAUUUAAAAAAAUCUGUACUCAAUCGUAUUUUGAUAGAAAGCUAAAAAAAAGGGUUCCAGAGAAGACUAACAACUCCUAAUAACCUAAAGACAUUUGAUAAUCCAAAUUAAACACUUCUUAUUAAAAAGAAAAGACAAAUGGAGGAACAAGAAAUAUUAAUGAAAAAAAAAUUCAAAAAAUCAGAAGAACUGACAGCAAAAUAUUUAUAGAAUGUUGAAGUUCUUUCUUUAAAAGUUGGUCAUGAAGAAUAUAUUUAAUAUUUAAUUAAAAUGCUUAAAGUGUUAGUGAAGUAUGAUUGCUAUGUAAAAAUAUCCAAAAUUUGUUCAUUGGCACAUAAGUUGCAUGUAUGGAAAGAUAUAAGAUUCUUUGGCUAUCAAGAAACUGUUGCAAAAUAUGGGCUUCUAGCAACUCUUAAAUUAGAGAACUAUGAUAAAGCUUUUACAUACAUAAAGUUAUUAAUUAACAGAAAUUCAGAUAGACUGUAUCUUUAAGUUAUUUUAUGUAUUAUAAUGAGACAUAUAUCUAAUGUCAAUAUCUACAAAACAUUUUUAUCAAGAAUGGUUAAAAAAUCUGAUGAUUCACCUAAAUUUUUACCAAUUGUUGCAUGUGGUUUUUUAGAAACAGGAAACUUUGAUUUAGCAACUGAUGUUCUUCAUACAAUACUUAAAAAUGAUAAAGCAAAUUCAUUAUGUAAUUUAUCUUUAAGUGUAUGCUAUGCUUAACUAACAACAGCAAGAACAACUUAUGAAAAAGAGCAAAUGGCUGCUAAAGCUGUUCAUUACAUGUAAGCCUACUAAUAAACUAGAGGAUUGACUAGAUAAAUGGAAAUAUAUUAUAAUUUAGGUAGAUUCUUCAUUCAUCUUAGCAUGAAUGAAAAAGCUAUUGAAAACUUCGAAAAUUGUAUUUAACUUUUUUCAAGUAAAAAUUUGAAAGGAAGCUACACAUUAAACCCAAAAUCUAAAGAAACAGACGAAAAAAUACUUUAAAAGGCAAUUUAUAACUUAAUUUUGCUUCAUAAAAAUUUAGGUAAUUACCAAAUAGCCCAAUCUUUAUUAAGAUAAUACAAUACUCUAAGUUGA
Tetrahymena thermophila SB210 is the source of this 3009-nucleotide messenger RNA. Its product is annotated as tetratricopeptide repeat protein. Gene Ontology annotation, molecular function: protein binding. The transcript has 10 exons. Gene Ontology annotation, cellular component: transcription factor TFIIIC complex. Gene Ontology annotation, biological process: transcription by RNA polymerase III. The record is from RefSeq and is a predicted model, not a curated record. Lineage: Eukaryota; Ciliophora; Oligohymenophorea; Hymenostomatida; Tetrahymenidae.